AUGUUGUCUAGCAAGAGCAAGCUUUGGAUUAUAUUAUUUUUCUGCAUUUUAAACAAUGGUUUUUGUGCCUAUAUAGUUGAUGUCGGGGUUGUUUUCGAUAUGGAAUCAUCGGUCGGGAAAUCUAUUCACGGUUGCAUUAUGAUGGCAUUAUCGGACUUCUAUGCUCGUCAUGGUGAUUACAGGACACGGAUAGUUGUCCACACAAGCGACCAUAAGGGAGACCCUUUACAAGCUAUGUCGAAUGUUGUUGAUCUGCUGAAUACAGUUAAGGUGAAUGCAAUCAUAGGCCCCGAAAUAUACAUCGGGUCAAAACAAUUGGCCUUGGUUGCUGAUAAAGCCACAGUUCCUAUAUAUUCUUUUGCCGGUAGAUCCUUGAUGGAAUACCCUUAUUUGCUUCAAAUUAAAGAAGAUGAUGUUGCUAUGGCCAAAAGCAUUGCUGCCCUUGUCGAAUCAUAUACAUGGAGAGACGUCAUCUUCCUUUAUGAAGACGCUGAUCAGGGGCCGGAGAUGUUACACUAUCUACUUGAAUCUUUCCAAGACAAAAGCAUACGAAUCACUUAUAGGUACUCCAUUUCCAAAUCAGCAACAAAUGAUCAAGUCCUCAAAGAUUUGAAUAAGCUCAUGAAAGUUCAUACAUCAGUAAUCAUUGUACACAUGUCACCUUUGCUAGCAUCUCGCCUUUUUGUUAAUGCAAAGAUUUUAGGAAUGAUGAGUGAAGGAUAUGCAUGGAUUUUAACUCAAAAAACCUCUGAGAGCAUGCAUUCAACGGAAUUUGAAGUACUCGAGUCUGUACAAGGGGCACUUGCUUUUCGGUCUUAUGUUCCAAUGUCAAGGAGGCUGCAUAACUUGGCCAAAAGGUGGCGCAAUGAGUUUUCAGGAGAGGUCCCUCUGGUUGCCAUAUGGGCAUAUGAUACAAUCUGGGCACUUGCAGAGUCUUUCGAGAGGGUUGGACUCCAACGAAAUGGUUAUAUGCUUCUAAAUGAAACUUUGAAGAUCGAAUUGAAGGGUGUAAGUGGCCAGUUUCGACUUAGUCAAAGAAAACUGGUUUCCAAUGGAUUUGAGAUUAUAAAUGCUGUCGAUUAUGGAGAAAGGAAAGUAGGAUAUUGGACUCUGUCAAAUGGAAUUAGACGAGCACAUCUACCCUUCAACAACAAUGUUCUACAUUCUACUAAUUGUUUGGAAGAAGUUAUUUGGCCCAGAGGAUCUAAAACUACUCCUAAAGGUUGGAUCUUGCGGACGAAUCUUGGUAAAAAAUUAAGGAUCGGUGUUCGAACAGGACUAAAGUUUAAAUACUUUGUAGAUGCACAAUAUGAUGCUAAAAAGAACACCACAAAUGCUACCGGAUUUUCUGUUGAUGUUUUCAAUAGUUGCAUUCAUGAAUUAUCAUAUGAAGUGCCCUAUGAGUUAGUCCCAUACGAAAAAGGAAGUUAUGACAUUCUUAUAAAUAAGGUCUAUACUAAGGAACUGGAUGGGGUUCUUGGCGAUUCGACAAUCCUAGCCAAUAGAUCUGCAUAUGUUGACUUCACAGCGACUUAUACUGACGUUGGUAUAGGGACAUUGACAAGAAUAAAAGAAAGGGACUUUUGGAUCUUCCUGGAGCCAUUGGACAAGAAACUAUGGUUAACUUUUGCUGGCUUUGCCAUUCUCACUGGCUUUACAAUCUGGGCUAUUGAAGUUAUGGAUCAAGACUCUGAAAGCUCGUCAUCCCAACAAGUUGGGGCUAUCUUUUGGCUCAUCUUAUUGGCCCUCUUUUCUGCUCAAAGGGAGAAACUGUCAAAUAACCUGUCAAGAUGCAUGCUGUUUCUUUGGUUGAUCGUGGUGCUUGUGUUGAUUACGGGCUAUACAGCAACGCUGACUUCAUUUUUGACAGUUGAACAAUUUGAAUUAGCAUCGAAAGGGGGAACGGUUGGGUUUCAUGGUGGCUCUUUAAUGACCAUCAGCAAUUUGAAAUUUAAAGAUUGUAGGGAAAAGCAAUAUUAUUCGUAUGAUGAUUAUGCUGAUUCACUAUUGAAAGGUGGGAAGCAUGGUGGUGCUGAUGCCAUUGUUGAUGAAAUUCCCUACAUCAAGAUGUUUCUUGCUAGGUACUCGGCAGAGGACUAUGCCAUGGUGUCAUCUCAGCCUGUUUCCUCUGGUUUUGGCUUUAUAUUUGCAAAAGGUUCACCGUUGGUAGCGGAUAUGUCGAGAGAGAUUGCUAAAUUAAGAGAGAACGGGACUCUGAUAAACUUAGAGAAGAAGUGGUUUGUAAAUGAGAAUUCUUUAUUGAACAAAGAUUCUUUCACAGAACCCAAACCUUUAAACCUUAUCAGAUUUGGAGGUCUCUUUAUUGUUAUUGGGAUCUCUUCAGCUUUAGCCCUUAUCAUCUCAAUUGGCUACAAGGUUCGUGCGAAGAUGGAAGUCGAGAGUAUUAUUUCAUUUCUAGCUGGACGAAAAUUAAUGACCACGAUUAGAUAUCUGUUAUAUAGAAAUAUUACAUGAUAGUAACUAGGAAUGCAAGUCAGAUAUAUCAUAAUGUAAAACCUAUACAUAAGCUUUGGCAUGUAUAGAUAUCCUAGAAUUCAUUUUUUGUAAUGUAAAAACGAUGAGUAUGCAAUUCAAAAAAUUUACUUAACAUAUAGUAAAGCAUAA
Erigeron canadensis is the source of this 2625-nucleotide messenger RNA. RefSeq names its product glutamate receptor 1.3-like. Lineage: Eukaryota; Viridiplantae; Streptophyta; Magnoliopsida; Asterales; Asteraceae. The transcript is spliced from 5 exons. Gene Ontology annotation, cellular component: plasma membrane. Gene Ontology annotation, molecular function: ligand-gated monoatomic ion channel activity; signaling receptor activity. Bases 1 to 2475 code for a protein of 824 amino acids. The record is from RefSeq and is a predicted model, not a curated record.